AUGUCUUGUGAAUCACCACCACCACCAAAUGUACAACUACGUGUGCUUCGUCCUCUCUCACCGCUAGAACGAUAUUACACAAUCCGUCAGGCGCUAAACUACUACACAAACAUCACCUCCUACGUACGCUAUACCCACACAAAACUAUCGUCUAUUCCAUUUGCAAAUGUGAGAACGAAAAUAACGCCAAUACUCUAUAGAACACUGAGAGCCUUGGUUCUGGCACAUCCGGCGCUUUCGGCUGCAUUCUUUUGUAUAAAAUCUAAUUCACCGAAAUUCGUGCAUAUUCCUAUGAUAGAUUUAUCAUCGAUUGUCACUUUCGUGACGAUGAAUAAUGAGAGUGAAGACCAGGAAUUAGAACGAUUACUCGAGGCGCAACAUGAGAUUGGAUUUCGCCAGGAUAAUUUUAAUAUACCUCUGUGGCGUGUGGUAUUUGUGUUGAAUAAGGCGCGGAGGAAUGAGCUGGGAGUUUUGUUUGUAUAUCAUCAUGGAAUUGGGGAUGGACAAAGUUCUUAUGCGUUACAUAAUUUAUUUUACAAAUUUUUGAAUGAAAAUUUGGAUUUAUUGGAUUCGAAUACACCGAUACCUGAUGAUCAUACACUCAGAAAAGAAGCAAUAAUUCAGGUGCCGAUAAAGCCACUUCCACAGCCAAUCAACGAAAGAAUCUUACUUCGUCCUCCUCUUCAUAAAAUAGUUCCUCUUGUUGCGCCACAUCUUAUUAUCCCGUCUUUCGUUCAAGCAGUUACAGACAAUAAAUACUGGGCAGGAGACAUUCCUUCAAGAUCUCUGAAUAGUUAUCGUACAAAAGUAAAAAUAUUCGCGCUGACCAAAGACGAAUUUCAAAAAUUAUACGGAUACGCUAAGAAUGAAGGUAGCACAAUUCAAGCAGCAUUAUACGCGGCAGUACUAUUUUCUGCCACCAAACAUCUGGUAACUGUCAUCAAUAACUCAAAAUUCAGGAAAAAAUCAACUUUAUCCCUUAGAAUCCCAACACCGAUUUCUCUUCGUCCGAUCGCGGAUCCACCAAUCUCCCCAAAUGAAUUUGGCAUCUACAUAACCGAAUUCACUGCCAAUCCACUAGUGAGAAGGGUUCAUAAGACCGGGUUUUGGAAUAUAGCAAGAGAUUGGCGAACAGAUUUUCUAAAGAGCAAACCCGAGGCUAUGCACAAGAUCUGGUUGCUGAAAUUUGUGGGAGAACGUUAUGAAGAGUGGAUAAAAUGGCUGAAGGGACGACGAUUUGCAAUUGAAAAUGAUGGAAUGGGAAGAAAUGCUUCCGGCGAAAUAUCGAAUCUGGGAAGAUGGAUUGUUACUGAUGACGAGGAGCAUGAAAAAAGUUCUGAAACAGAUGUAGGUAUGAGAAAAGAAGAAAAAUGGGGAAUAACUGAUAUGACCUUCUCGCAGUGUGCAUAUGUGAUUGGUUCAGCUUUCAACCUUAAUGUAGUAACAUAUGGUGAUAAUUUUCGAUGCGCGGUGACGUAUCAAGAGGGGGCAAUUUCCGACUACAAAAUGGAGAAAUUUGUUAGUGGAUUGACCGACAUUUUGAAAUGUGUGGCUGAAAAAGGAGAUGUCAAAUUUGGGGAACUUUGA
This is a messenger RNA of Ambispora leptoticha, 1587 nucleotides long. NCBI's taxonomy places the organism in Eukaryota, Fungi, Glomeromycota, Glomeromycetes, Archaeosporales, Ambisporaceae. The record is from the annotation of a GenBank genome assembly.